ACGAGACGGCAGCAACAUAGUUGUUGCUUGUAAGAUACCUACUAAAUGCAGUGCACACACAUUUUCCGCAUAGGUUUUUAUAAAUAAUCAUUUUUUUUCACUGUCAUGUAUUCAUCGAUUCAUAUUAAAACCAGAUUUUUUGUUUAGCUCGAUUUUAACUACUAUUUUAUAUCACUUCUGUGUUCUAUUUAUUAAAUUUGUAUUUUCAUUACCAAUCAAUAUGGUGAGAACAAAACAAUCUAUGAACUAUGUCGUUUCCGUUGGGAAAUCGUCGAAAUCGGCUGCGGCCGCUGGUAAGUCGUCAAGUGGCGGAUCAUCAUCGUCGUCCGCUUCUUAUUCUACAGGCGGGUUCGACAACGGUUCUUCAACUCCCGGCAAAAACAAAAAAUAUUCUGGCGGCAAUCCAGUGUGUCUCAGAGAGACGCCAGUGUGGCAGAAGGAGAUCACUUGUUUCUUUGGGACCAAAAGCCAAUUGGCCAACGGGGACGACUCGGACCAAGAUGAUGACCCCCGACAAAUGAAUGGACCUUCCGGAUCUUCAGCCUAAACACUCACCUUGACAGUUAUUUAAAUUUUAUAUUUAUUUUAUUUUCCACGAAAUUCUAAUUAUUACGGUAUUUAUACAUAUUUAUAUAUUUUUAAAAAAAAAAUUAUUUCCCUAAAAAUAUCUAAACGUUUGUACUCGUACAGUGAACAUUUUGACUAGAUUGCGUUUUAAACAUAAUAUAUAUACAUUUUUUUAUGCGCGCGAGACUAAAUAUUUUAUUUAUGAGUUAUUGAUUUAAAUAAACAUAAUACGUUCUUUA
Molecule: messenger RNA, 806 nt
Organism: Adelges cooleyi (spruce gall adelgid)
Lineage: Eukaryota; Metazoa; Arthropoda; Insecta; Hemiptera; Adelgidae
Product: PCNA-associated factor-like
Exons: 3
Coding region: 221-547 (108 amino acids)
Biological process (GO): translesion synthesis; regulation of cell cycle
Cellular component (GO): nucleus
Molecular function (GO): chromatin binding
Source: RefSeq, a predicted model, not a curated record